This is a messenger RNA of Osmia lignaria (orchard mason bee), 1905 nucleotides long. It is a transcript of the gene lovit, whose product is annotated as loss of visual transmission. Gene Ontology annotation, molecular function: sucrose:proton symporter activity. NCBI's taxonomy places the organism in Eukaryota, Metazoa, Arthropoda, Insecta, Hymenoptera, Megachilidae. Gene Ontology annotation, cellular component: membrane. The record is from RefSeq and is a predicted model, not a curated record.
AUGGUGGAUAAAUUACACGAGUACGAGGGUUUCGCUGGAAGGGUGCACGGCGUUCGUGAUAAAAUUAAAGAGAAAUGGGAGGUGUGGAAAGAGUGGAAAAACGGGAUACCAUUGGACCAAGGUAUCGAAGGGGUUUUGAACCAUCUCCGUGGACCACCGAAACUCGAGAGAACUUUGGACGAUUAUGCACAUGUUUAUAGAAAAAAGACACGAGGCGAACUAGUACGUGUAUCCGCGGCUGUUAUGGGAAUAGAAUUCUCUUACGCAGCUGAAACAGCAUUCGUAUCGCCCACGUUAUUAAAAAUCGGCGUGGACCAUCAGCAUAUGACCCUCGUUUGGGCCCUCAGCCCUCUCAUUGGAUUCUUUGUUACACCGAUUUUGGGAAGUUUGAGCGACAGGUGCAGGUUGAAAUACGGAAGAAGAAGACCCUUUAUUUUAUUGCUAGCGAUUGGAGUGUUAAUCGGAUUGAUACUAGUUCCAAAUGGCGAAGACAUGGGUUACGCUUUCGGAGAUACACCAUCGACUCACAUUAACUAUACCGUUCCGCUUGGGCAUCGAACCACAGCGAAACAAGCAAAAGAAGAUUCAAUUAAACCCCCAUCGCAUUCCUGGGGAAUCUUCUUCACGAUUUUAGGCACGGUUCUUCUCGAUUUCGACGCGGAUGCUUGUCAGAGUCCGGCUAGAGCUUAUUUACUCGACGUCACCACACCUGAGGACCAUGCAAGAGGUUUAAGUACGUUCACCAUAAUGGCAGGUUUAGGGGGUUUUAUGGGGUACGGGCUGGGUGGCAUAAAUUGGGAUGCCACAGCAAUAGGUGUCAUGCUCGGUGGACAUCUUCACGCCACGUUUACAUUAAUUACCAUCAUCUUCGUUAUUUGUGUAUCUUGUACCAUCACCAGUUUCAAAGAGAUCCCUUUGGAAUUGCUAGAAAGGGAUGAAUACCAGCAACUCCAAGAACAAAGGAAAUCUGAAGAAAAGAGUGAUGAACAAAAGGAGUAUGAUAAAAUCACCACAGAUGAAUGCGCAUCUUAUGGAACAGUGGAAAAUGAUCAAGAAGUUGCUACAAGAAGAGAUGAAUUUGUUCUAAAACCUCUUCCAGUACAGGAAUCAGAAAAGAGGGCUGGUCAAGUACCUAUGAUGCCAGAUUCAACAACAGAAGGAAACAAUUAUAUUCAACCUGAUUUUGACGAGAAUAUGGAAGGAAAUCCUAAAGCUACUUUAAGGGAAUAUCUUCUUUCUAUAGUGUACAUGCCGCACAGUCUUCGCAUGGUGUGUUUAACAAACUUGUUCUGCUGGAUGGCCCAUGUUUGUUACUCUCUUUACUUCACCGAUUUUGUUGGAGAAGCUGUUUAUGGGGGUGAUCCACAGGCACCGGAUGGCAGUAAAGAACGAGAACUCUACGAAAGUGGUGUUCGUUUUGGAUGCUGGGGAAUGUCUAUGUAUUCCCUUUCCUGUUCAUGUUAUUCAUUAAUUAUUGAAAGAUUAAUUGAACGCUAUAAAGCUCGAAGGGUUUACAUUUGCGGGCUAUUAUUCUACAGUACUGGAAUGAUGAUGAUGGCGUUGACAAAACAUCCCGUGGGAGUAAUUGUGUUCUCUUGGACCGCUGGUGUUAUGUACUCCACGUUGUUCACUAUGCCCUAUUUGUUAGUUGCACAUUAUCACGCCUCGUCGACUUUCGAGGUGACAGCAGAGGGUGAAGCCAUUCAAAGCGGAGGUGUCCGUGGUCUUGGCACAGACGUGGCAAUCGUCUCCUCCAUGGUGUUCCUAGCGCAAUUUCUACUCUCCUGCUGUUUGGGAACGAUAGUUAGCCAAUCUGGAACCACCACAGCGGUGGUGUGUGUGGCGAGCACCCUUGCUGCAUGUGGAGCCAUUUCUGCAACACAAGUCAUGUAUCUGGAUCUCUGA